UGCAUGAGGUUUGGUGCUGCCUGCAGAGUGGCUGAACAUUUGGCAAUAAACACCAAGGGCCACAAACCAUGUCAGGCUCCUAUGAUGAGUCUGCGGCACCUGCUGAAGAAAUAACUGACAGCUUCUGGGAGGUUGGGAACUACAAGCGGACAGUGAAACGGAUUGAUGAUGGCUAUCGGCUGUGCAAUGACCUGAUGAACUGUGUCCAUGAGCGGGCCAAGAUUGAGAAAGCAUAUGCCCAGCAGCUGGUAGAUUGGUCUAAGCGGUGGAGACAGCUAAUAGAGAAAGGCCCACAAUAUGGCAGUUUGGAGAAAGCCUGGACGGGCAUAAUGACAGAAGCGGACAAGGUGAGCGAGAUGCAUCAAGAAAUAAAGAAUAACUUGCUGAAUGAGGACUUCGAAAAGGUGAAGAACUGGCAGAAGGAUGCUUUCCACAAGCAAAUCAUGGGAGGUUUCAAGGAGGCCAAGGAAGCAGAAGAUGGUUUUCGGAAAGCACAGAAACCCUGGGCCAAGAAGAUGAAGGAGCUGGAAGCAGCCAAGAAAGCUUAUCACUUGGCGUGCAAAGAGGAGAAGCUUGCCCUGACCAGGGAAGCUAACAGCAAGGCUGAGCAGUCCAUCACACCAGACCAGCAGAAGAAACUGCAAGACAAGGUGGAAAAGUGCAAACAAGAUGUGCAAAAGACCCAGGAGAAGUAUGAGAAGGUGGUGGAAGAGCUGAGUAAGUGCACCCCACAGUACAUGGAGAGUAUGGAGCAGGUCUUUGAGCAGUGCCAGCAAUUUGAAGAGAAGAGACUCAACUUUCUGAAGGAGGUGCUGUUAGAUAUCAAACGGCACCUGAACUUGGCAGAGAACAGCAGCUAUGCUAAAAUCUACCGUGACCUUGAGCAGACCAUCCGCAUAGCUGAUGCACAGGAGGACCUUCGGUGGUUCCGCAACACUAGCGGCCCUGGGAUGCCCAUGAACUGGCCUCAGUUAGAGGAGUGGAACCCCGAUGCAACACAAGUGGUAGCAAAGAAAGAGAAACCUAAAAAGAACGAAGCAGGCAAUGCAUCAAGUGCGGGUUCUGGUGGAGAGGCAGCAGCCCAGUCUGGGGACCGUGGCAGUGUGAGCAGCUAUGACCGUAACCAAGCCUACGCUGCAGAGUGGUCAGAUGAUGAAGGCGCCAACACCUACAACUCCAGCGAAGCCAAUGGUGGUGCCAACUCCUUUGAGGAAGAAUCAACUGUGAAAGGCAUGCGUGUACGAGCUCUGUAUGAUUAUGAUGGACAGGAACAGGAUGAACUGAGUUUCAAAGCAGGUGAUGAAUUAACCAAAUUAGGUGAAGAAGAUGAGCAAGGGUGGUGCAAAGGUCGCUUGGACAACGGGCAACUUGGUCUUUAUCCAGCUAAUUACGUGGAAGCUAUUUAGUUCUGUCAUGUUCUCAUCACUGCUGUCAGAAAAACAAAUCAACCCUCUGUCAUCUCCCAUCUCUCUAUGCCAGCCAAGUAGCCAUUUUGCUGUCUGGUCACUCAGCCCAGUUAGAGAUCCAAACAUAUUUUCCAAACAAUCUUUUUUUUUUUUUUUAAAUAGCCAUCCUGGAAGACUAUUUUAUGGCCACUUUUUUCUUUUGUCUUGUUUUUGAGGUAAUGAUGACAAAUGAAGGGUCAAUACUGUCUAUUGAGGUUUAUUUUGCAGGUGAAAGCCAGUACCUCAUGCCUUUAAAGCCUAACCAACCUUCUGAUUGGUUGGUUUUUAAGGAUAUUGUAUUGAUAAACCACCUUCCAAUUGGGCUGAACUAUCUGAAACUUCUGACAUGUAAGUUAUUUGGGCCAAUCCAAUUCAUCCUUUCAGAGUAGAUCAAAGCAAGUGAAAGUAAGGAGGAAGUGAAAUAUUAUCUUGGGGGGUUAUCCCCUCUUUGUAUUUUGUUAUAGAUUUAUUUUGAAAAGCAAAAGGCAGAUAUCCUUUGCCUUGACUACAAAGCCCCAGUCAGUAUUCUUGUGCUGCAAUAGUUUGCCCUCCAGAUUAUUGCCCAGAUUAUCAUUGCAUUAAUUUAAGUUUUGUAUGUGUAUGCAAUGGAUUACAGGGUUAGCUCCACAGAGUCCUGAGAUCCCAUUUCCCCCAUGAAUGUGAAGCAUGAUGUGGCUUCCUCUUUUACUGGUAUGAGAUAUACUGAGGUAUUGAGCUCGGGUGGACACCUUAUGCACGUUAACAAAAUGUAACCUACUGGCUUCUUUCUCCCAGCUUCUCUUGAGGGUUGCAUUACAUUGAACUUGAUCAGGUGGCAUACACAAACAUAGCACAGAUUUCUCUGCUGAUCCCAGUCAAACAGCUGUCAAGCAGGAUAGAGAUGAAAUGCAAAUUUAUUAAAGCUACACACUCUGACCAACUGAUCACCAAACGUUGACAAGGAAAAAUGUUUAUUGGUCUGAAAAGCAUUGCUUCAAACCAUUUGAAAUUUCUCUAGUGCUUUCUUCUUGAUAUAAGACUGCCUACUAAGUUGCUACGCAUGGCUGAGAUGCUACUGGGAGCAUAUCUUUGAAUGGAAUCCGAGCCUUUAGCCAAGAAGAACACUUCACAGACCACCCAGAUGUUGGGUUCCAAUAUCACCCAAUGAGCUGAAGAAGUAGACUUAAGAGAACCAGAAUGAAUAGGGCCCAAGAAUUCAUCUCUGUGUCAGCUGGAGCAAGAGGAUCAUCAGCAUACAUACAUGAUCAAAGAAGCAUGCAGUUGCUAGCGCUGUCACAGUGCAGCAUAUGAGGAGGAAGUCAUCCAUUGGAUGACUUGGGAAGUGGCAGAUGCCAGCUAGUUUGGAAAAAAAUAAACCAAUUAGAUUGCUGUGCAUGUGUUCUGCAAACAUAUAUUUACAACAGAAUUUGUACAUGGAUUUUGAACAUUAAUCCAGAGAUAAGGAUGUUACCCAGCAAUAGAACAAGAGUGGUAAUGCAUAGAGACCGCUGAUUGACAUGAGCUUAAAGUGAGAUGCAGUGUCCCUUCUACAGGCUGAAUGCUCAAAAUGACAAGAGAAAUUUUCAUAAUAGUAUCCUGAAUAAAGACAUUUAUUUUGAA
This is a messenger RNA of Pogona vitticeps (central bearded dragon), 3044 nucleotides long. NCBI's taxonomy places the organism in Eukaryota, Metazoa, Chordata, Lepidosauria, Squamata, Agamidae. The record is from RefSeq and is a predicted model, not a curated record.